This is a messenger RNA of Paramormyrops kingsleyae, 1103 nucleotides long. The record is from RefSeq and is a predicted model, not a curated record. NCBI's taxonomy places the organism in Eukaryota, Metazoa, Chordata, Actinopteri, Osteoglossiformes, Mormyridae.
ACCCUUAACAUGAAGCCGAAGGAGGACAGCAGCAUGCUGAUACACAGACUGGGGGCCCGCAAAGCCAUUUUGGCCUUGGAGGGGGAACGUGGAGAGACGGGCGAUAAGACUGGGAAAGAGAGAGCAGUGAAGAUGAGCGUCCAAUCAGGAGUCAGCUCCUCCUACACGGCUUUCAUUGCCGUCAACACAGAGAAUAAGCAGCCAAUCAAAGGACCCCUACUGCGCAGAAACAUCCGUUCAAGACCCGUACGCGUACGUGGAGGUGGUGGCUUGAGAAUGGUGCAACUCUGUAAUGGAGCAGCCUGGCCCCCCCCCGCUAUGGGUGCAGCCCCUAUGGCCCUUGCGUCUUGUCAUUUUAUUACACGAAGGAAACGUAAAGCAGCCAUGCCCCCCCCUAUGGACGCACCAGAGACAAAAGAUCCUUUGCUGGAAUUGAUCAGCCUACAGAAAGUAGAUGGAUCCUGGGACCUUCAACCAUCGCUGGCCUCCAUCUUUGGAAAAAAGGAAGAAGAAGUGGCCACAGCCUUACCUGGAAAGCCUGAGUUUGUAUCAGUCUGGGCCACAGUGUUGGCAGUUCUGUGGCUACAUGGUCAUAAGAUGGACUUCAAGGAUGAGUGGCAGUUUGUGGCUGCAAAAGCUGUUGCCUGGAUCAGGGCUCAGUCAGGUAGGAGAGAGCUCUCCCUUUGUUUGAUACACAGUAUAUCAUAGGUAACAUCAUGCAUGCAUAUAAGCAUUUAGAUGAUAAUGUGUAUUUGAUCAUCGCAACAUUUAAAAAGUUCUGUUUUCAGGGGGUUUGCAUAGAGGUAUUACACAAUGAAAGGUGCGGUGGAAACACGAGAUCUCAACAGAUUAACAGUAAAUGUCAGACAAGCAAGAAGAGAGUUUCUUUGAAUCUCAUCAGCUUAGUCUUUUGAAUUUUCGAAAAUCAAAGAAAUCAAUCAGCUCCACAAUAUGUGUUUGUUUGAUUAGUUUUCUCCUGAAUAACAAUUUUAUAUCAUUCUCCUGCCUUCCUUCAAACAUUUCUUCAACAAAGGAUAUUACUAAAUAUGAAUAUUACUUUACACACAUUUCCCACCAAUUUAAAUUCCAGUAGGUAUUCAAAA